UACAGGUAUUUCGUGAGCACUAUUCUUCAAUUUCAAAUUUAUAGAGCAUUGUGCUCAGCAUCAGGGCAGUAUAUUCCUUCCGACCCAUCUCGUCCGUUGCACAAAUGCGACAUAUACAGAAGUAAGGAAGCUGGAAAAAUCCUGACGCAACUGAUGGAAAAAGGAUCCUCGCAGCCUUGGAGGGACGCACUUUUCCAGGCUACAGGCGAAAGCCGGCUAGAUGGCAGUGCUCUGCGAGAAUAUUUUCGACCACUUGAAGAUUGGCUUAGAAACGAAAAUUUAAGAACCGGUGAAUUUGUUGGUUGGUUGUAUGAUGGAGAUUACUGUAAACAAAGUAUUGAAACUGCUGGUCUACAAGUUUAUGGAGGAUUUUACAAUGGUUGCAGUAGAAUCAUGCCCUCUAUUACUUUAUACAUUUUAGUUGGCGUUUUUAGUAUAUUCAUUUGUAGGAAAAUAUUGUUUAAAUUGUAGAUAAUACUGUGCAUAGAAACUACUUUAAUUCUUCCAGUUAAUUUACUUAAAAGCAUUUCUAAUACCUAUGUAGUCAUGAAAUAAUUUACUUCUGUUUAUAUUAACAUACAUACCUAGUUAUCGGUGCAUAUAAAUUGUGAUUAAUGUUUUAAAUAAGGUGGCGCCCUAAAUUAAUUGUUAAUUUUAAUUACUGUAAAAUAUAUUGAAAAUAAUUAUG
Messenger RNA from Anoplophora glabripennis (Asian longhorned beetle), 688 nucleotides. RefSeq names its product angiotensin-converting enzyme-related protein-like. The record is from RefSeq and is a predicted model, not a curated record. Lineage: Eukaryota; Metazoa; Arthropoda; Insecta; Coleoptera; Cerambycidae. Gene Ontology annotation, biological process: proteolysis. The transcript has 3 exons. Gene Ontology annotation, molecular function: peptidyl-dipeptidase activity; metallopeptidase activity. Gene Ontology annotation, cellular component: plasma membrane. The annotation marks the transcript as partial.